Messenger RNA from Didymodactylos carnosus, 588 nucleotides. Lineage: Eukaryota; Metazoa; Rotifera; Eurotatoria; Philodinida; Philodinidae. The record is from the annotation of a GenBank genome assembly.
AUGAUGUCAGAACGUCGCUUUCAGGAAUAUUUGAGAAAUGAAAUAAAUCGACUUCAACAUACAAGAAAUGAUUUACAGAAACGAAUGCGAAUAUUAGCAUUAUCGGAAAACGAAUAUUUUACAACAGCUUCAUAUGACAUUCGUCUUGAAGAAAAUAGUAAAGUUGCUAUUCAUACUGGAAAACAAAUGUUUCAUAAUACUGUGUUAGCUGAAAAUUCAUAUUUGAGUGGAACACAUCGUUUGAGAAUUAAAAUUGAAAAUUUAAAUUCUAACCAUAAAUAUUUAUUUUUUGGAGUACUAUCAUCGUCAAUUGAUAAUAUCCAGUCAGUUCCAUCGUUUUAUUCACCAUCUGCUUAUGGCUGGUCGAUGAAAUAUAUCUAUGUAAAAGGUAUUCAGAUUGGAGAAUAUGACAGUGAUAUUAUACAAGAGGAUGUUAUUGAACUGGAAUUAAAUUGUGAUGAACGAAUUAUUUCAUUACUUAAUAAACGAACAAAUAAAAAAAUGCAAAUGAUGGCAGACGGAAAAUUACCUUGGAAACUACACUGUACAAUUUGCUGUCCAGGUGAUUGUCUGCGACUGCUUGAUUGA